Puma concolor (puma) is the source of this 1824-nucleotide messenger RNA. The record is from RefSeq and is a predicted model, not a curated record. Lineage: Eukaryota; Metazoa; Chordata; Mammalia; Carnivora; Felidae.
AUGAAUGCCACCAUCUCCUGCUCGGCCGAGGAGGGCGUCUUGGCGUCUUGUGAUGAACCGCGGUCCUCUAAUGGGCGUCUUGGCGUCGCCGUGAACCGCGUCCUCUGUGGGCGUCGCCUGCGAUGGAAUACACCAUGGAAGCAGGCAGAAAACUUCCUGCGGACCAUGGAGACCUGGAGUCGACCCCGGGGCUUCCAGCCCGGGGAGGAGCCCUCGAGCCAGGUCUCGGGUGGGCUGGCUGACCGGCACUCCUGGGGGCCCCCCAGCCCCGAGACUUCCCCGCGCCCGGCGCUCCCGACCCCGCCGCGCUCCAGUCUCCGGGGGCCGCACUUCGAGGAUGUCGUGGCCGCGAGGUCCUCAGACUGGCUCACGCAGCGCUCGGGGGUGGACGACGCCCCAGCCCACCAGCUGGACACGCCGGCGUCCUGGGACUCGGAGCCCCAGCUCUGGCAGGACGUCCUGACCGAGCAGCUCUGGCAGAUCUUCGCCGGGACCCACAAUAAGGGGGAGCGGCUGCAGCACACACUGACAGAGCAGGCGCCAGGCCUGGAGAGUCAGGACCUGGGACCGCGCUACUCAGGACUGGAACCACGUAUGGAAGACACUUUGGUUCUCAGCCCACCUGUGCCCUCCCUCAGCUCCCCUGAGGGCUCCCACGAAGGGAGCACAGAGCCAGGCGCCGAGGCGGACGGGAUGCUCUCCCGAGUGGCCCAGGAGCCUGCUGGGAGAGCCCGCCCUUUCCUGAAGCCCAUAUGCUGGGACCCUGAGGACUUUGAGGACACGUGGAAGAGACCGGACGCCUUGCCCUGGCAAUCCAAGAAGCGGGCCAUCCCACACAGAAUGGAGAAGGUGCGGACGCUGGAACACGGGGAGCCCGUGCUGGCCACGGCUGUCAGCAGCUUCGUGCGACACGCCUUCACCUGUGGCAGGGGUGGUGUCAAAGUGUGGAGCCUGGCCAGCCAGGUGGUGGAGGACAGGUAUCCCGAGAGCCACCUGUGUGUACAGGUGAGGGAGGGGCUGGCUCUGGGGGCGGGGCCUGCGGGAGCCAGAAGAGCCGCGGAGGACGAGGACGGUCCCCUGCAUCUCUGCCCACCGCAGACCCGCCGGGCCUACCUGCGCACCUGCCUGCUGUCCUCGGACAGCACGACCCUGCUCGCGGGUGGCCACAACCUGGCCGGCGUGAGCGUGUGGGACCUGACCGCGCCUUCCCUGUACGUGAGCGGUGAGCUGCCCUGCGCGGGCCUCACCUGCCAGGCCCUGGCCUCCAAGCCUGAGGACAGCCUGGCCUUGGCUGGUUUCACGGAGGGCACAGUCAGGAUCUGGGACCUACGGGACCAGAGUGUCAUCAGGGACCUGCCGGGCCACCCGAAUGGGGCCAAGAGCAUUGCUGUCAAAGACCAGAACGUCUGGACAGGGGGUCUGGACACCUGUCUGCGGUGCUGGGACCUGAGGGCUGCCAGAGAGCCUCAGGAGUACCAGUUUGAGUCUCAGAUAAUGAGCCUGUCCCCUAGUCCCCAGGAGGACUGGGUGCUGGUGGGCACAGCCAAUGGCCAGCAGUGGCUGCAGCCCACCCGAGGGGGCCAGAAGCACAUGGUGGGGUGUAAGGACGGCACCAUCCUGGGUCUGAAGUUCUCCCCCCUCGGCCAGUGGUGGGUGAGCGUCGGGACGGACGACCUGGUUGGCGUCUAUAGCAUGCCCGCGGGGGCCGUGGAGCUCCAGCUACACGUGACGGCAGAAACGGCCCCGAGUGACUCCUCGCCGUCGAGCCCCGCAAACCACGUGGACACGAGCGGGAGAGAAACGUCCGCCGCGUUCAACCACUGA